Vicia villosa (hairy vetch) is the source of this 591-nucleotide messenger RNA. RefSeq lists its product as uncharacterized. The record is from RefSeq and is a predicted model, not a curated record. The transcript is spliced from 2 exons. The coding region runs from base 1 to 591 and encodes 196 amino acids. NCBI's taxonomy places the organism in Eukaryota, Viridiplantae, Streptophyta, Magnoliopsida, Fabales, Fabaceae.
AUGUCAAAUCUUACAAAAUUGGAUUUUGGGGCUCUUGAUAUUUCGGGAAAGAACUAUUUGACAUGGGCACUAGACGCCCAAAUUCAUUUAAGCGCAGAAGGUCACGGUGACACUAUUAAAGAAGGAAAUAAAUCAUGUGAUCAACAAAAGGCAAAAGCCAUGAUAUUCCUUCGUCGUCACCUUCACGAGGAUCUUAAAAAUGAGUAUCUUACCGUAACUGAUCCACAUGUCUUGUGGAAGAAUUUGAAAGAUAGAUAUGAUCAUCAAAAAACGGUUAUCCUACCAAAAGCUCGAUAUGAAUGGAUGCAUUUACGUUUGCAGGAUUUUAAAAGUCAGCAGUAUCGAGAAAAGGGGUUUAUUAAAUAUUCUGACCUAAUAUCUUGUCUUCUUGUGGCUGAGAAAAAUAAUGAACUAUUGAUGAAAAAUCACGAGGCCCGUCCCACUGGUACAACUCCAUUCCCAGAAGUGAAUGUGGCAAGGCACGACCACUAUAGGAAAAAUCGUGGUCGUGGUCGUGCAUACGCACGUGGUCAUGAUCGUAAUUAUGCUCAUGGUCUUGGUUUUGAUCGUGGUCGCAAUGGGAAUCAUUAA